Lichtheimia ornata is the source of this 1296-nucleotide messenger RNA. RefSeq lists its product as uncharacterized. Lineage: Eukaryota; Fungi; Mucoromycota; Mucoromycetes; Mucorales; Lichtheimiaceae. The transcript is spliced from 8 exons. The record is from RefSeq and is a predicted model, not a curated record. Gene Ontology annotation, cellular component: Cdc73/Paf1 complex. The coding region runs from base 1 to 1296 and encodes 431 amino acids. Gene Ontology annotation, molecular function: DNA binding; RNA polymerase II C-terminal domain phosphoserine binding.
AUGAGCAAAGAAAUCGACGACUUGAUUCUCGAGCUUGUUGACAAUGGCGGUGGUGCACGAUCGGAUGACGACGACGAUGGUAUUGACGAAUAUGGUCCCGACUUGUACAAAGAUGAGGAAGAUCGACGACGAUUGCUGGCUCUUCCUGAAGUGGAGCGUGAACGCAUUUUGAGUGAACGUUCCGAAGAACGACAACGCAACCUUGAACGCCUUGAAGUGCGCAAGUUGUUGAAUGACGGCCGACGAGAAGAUACCACACGACGAUCCACACGAGCAAAAGGAAGCGGCACAUCACGAGCACUGAAUGAACUUACUCGACGUCGAGAGGAAAAGCACAAGAGUCGAUCCAAGCGUGGCCGACGAUCACCCACGCCUGAACGCAAACGUACACGAUACAGUGAUGAGAGUGCAGGAGAAGCAAGUGAAAUCGAGGAAGAUGAUGAAUACUAUGCUGAGACAAAGGCAAAGAAGCGAACGCCGACAUUGGAAGAAAUGCAGUCUAUUGUUUUGCGACGCUAUCAAUUGGAGAAAUGGUUAUAUGCGCCCUAUUUCGAUCGAACAGUGACAGAUGCUUAUGUCCGUAUUUACAUUGGAGAUGAUAGCAAGACACGAUCUUCGGUAUAUCGACUUUGCAAAGUCAUUGAUAUCGUGGAUUGGCACAAGACAUACAAGAUUUCAGAAAGCACGACAUGCAAAAAGGCUCUUUUAUUGAAACAUGGAAGUGCUGAGCGAGCAUUUACUAUGGAUAUUGUUUCCAAUCACAGCCUUUCUCAGCAAGAAUACACUCGAUUCAUCAAUACGCUUGAAGCUGAACACGUGACUCUUCCUGAUAUUGAAGAAGUUGAACACAAGGCAAAAGACAUUGAAAAGGCGGCCACGUAUGUUUUGAGUGACAAGGAAGUCUCUGAAAUGAUCAAGCGGAAGCAGGAGGUGGCGGGUCGUACGAUCAAUGCAUCCAUGGAACAAGCUGUGUUGCUAUCCAAAUUGGAACAUGCUCGAUCUAUGCAAGAUGACCAGAUGCAGCAAGAAAUUCAGCGUGAGCUUGACUUGUUGAAAGAAGUAUUGGAUUCUGACAAGCCCCGACAAACACGAAAUGAACUACCACGCGUGGCAACGGAGCAAUCGACCCAGCAAGUCAAAGUGGAACGUGAACGUGAACGAGAAGCACAACGCCAUCGUAAUGAUAUGCAACAAAGGGUAAAACGAUUGAAGGAUAUGAAGGAUGGUAUUGCUCCCAUGGUCCAUUAUUUGCCAUUGUAUCGAAAGGUUGCAGAUGAAUUGGGUGUUACAUUUUAA